AUGGCGGAGGGAGAAGAGGUGGUGCCGGCGAAGCACGCGCUGGAGCUGCUUCCGGCGGAGGUGUGGUGGCACGUGUUGCAGCAGCUGGAGCCCGGACCGCUGGCGGACGUCGUGCGGCUCGCCCUGGUGUGCCGCACCUUCUGCGCCCUCGCCCUGGGCAGCGGGACUGCGCUCGAGGCGAACCCCGUGGCCGUGGCCAGCACUGCACCGCCGCCCUUUGCGCCCCUGCGCGCUGCCGCCAUCGCCCACCAAUGGCGCCUCCUGUCUCGCCAGCGCUGGCAGCCUGUGCGCAACGUUGGCCCCUUGGGUCCAUCGCCCCUCAUCCAAAUCAGCACCGGCACCAUCGGCGAGGCGCUGCUGGCGUCGUACGUGGAGCAGGUGGCGUUCGAGCACGACCUGCUGGUUCCCUCGGCGGGACCCGGUGGCCUGACGCUCAACGACAAGAUACCGCCUCGCGCGCUCUACGGUCUUGGCUCGCACUUCAGGGAGUCUGAUCCCGGCCGGUCCGAUCAGUCGGUGGUGGCCCGCGCGGUCUUCGCCAAUCUGGAGUACCCGGGCAUGCAGACCUCGAAGCAUCCCUCCAGCGUUCUGUUCGACCGAUCAAACUGCUUCCACACGACCGACCAUAUAGUACCCGGCUACUGGUCACAAGGCCACUACUUGGAGGGCGCCGAGUCCCUCGACGAUGUGCUCGACCUGGUCAGGCGAGAGGCCGAGCGCGCCGACACGCUCCAAGCCUUCCAGCUCUUCCACGACGUUGCGGGUGCCUGUGGCGGCGGAUUCACGACCUUGCUCCUGUCUCGCCUGCGGGAGGAAUACCCCGACACUAUAAUGUCGACGCUGUCCGUGAUCCCCGCUCCCCCAGAUAUGCCGCUCGUCCUUGAUCUCUAUAACAUCGUCCUCACUCUGAACCAGCUGAUCGAAUACGCGGAUCUGUGCUUCUACGUCAGCGAAAAGCGCGCCCGCGGCCUCUGCGGGCCUUCGACCAAGCCAAUCGACCUCAUCGCCCGCGCUUUCGCCGGCGUCACGCACCCCCUGCGAUUCCCCGCGCGCCAGGGCAACUACGC
Messenger RNA from Acanthamoeba castellanii str. Neff, 1067 nucleotides. RefSeq names its product Tubulin/FtsZ family, GTPase domain containing protein. Lineage: Eukaryota; Discosea; Longamoebia; Acanthamoebidae. Gene Ontology annotation, biological process: microtubule cytoskeleton organization; mitotic cell cycle. Gene Ontology annotation, molecular function: protein binding; structural constituent of cytoskeleton; GTP binding. Gene Ontology annotation, cellular component: cytoplasm; microtubule. The record is from RefSeq and is a predicted model, not a curated record. The transcript has 8 exons. The annotation marks the transcript as partial.